Molecule: messenger RNA, 869 nt
Organism: Acomys russatus (golden spiny mouse)
Lineage: Eukaryota; Metazoa; Chordata; Mammalia; Rodentia; Muridae
Gene: Arfrp1
Product: ADP ribosylation factor related protein 1
Exons: 7
Coding region: 264-869 (201 amino acids)
Biological process (GO): intracellular protein transport; protein localization to organelle; Golgi to plasma membrane protein transport
Cellular component (GO): Golgi apparatus
Molecular function (GO): GTP binding; GTPase activity
Source: RefSeq, a predicted model, not a curated record
CUUAGGGGAGGUGGAGCCGGGUUGGCCCCACGGGCUUUUCCGGACUCCAGAUUGAUUGAUGGUGUACUCUGAAAGAUGCCCUGAAGUGUGGGUGGCCAGCGGUGGAGUCCGGGUCAGGGAUCUUAACAGAGGGGAGCAAAGAGUCACCAGGCGCCAGGCUUCACGUUUGAAAACUAGCAGGAUAGACGGGAGCCUUGAUGAAGCGGGCAGGAGGCCGAUGUCCCCGGUGCACAGCUUGACAUCUCUCAGGGUGCCGGAGCAGGAUGUACACGCUGCUUUCGGGGCUGUACAAGUACAUGUUCCAGAAAGAUGAAUACUGUAUCCUGAUCCUGGGCCUGGACAAUGCUGGGAAGACGACCUUCCUGGAACAGUCAAAAACACGGUUUAACAAGAACUACAAGGGGAUGAGUCUAUCCAAAAUCACCACUACCGUGGGUCUAAACAUUGGCACUGUGGAUGUCGGAAAGGCUCGUCUCAUGUUUUGGGACUUAGGUGGACAGGAAGAGCUGCAGUCUUUGUGGGACAAGUACUAUGCAGAGUGCCAUGGUGUCAUCUAUGUCAUUGAUUCCACCGAUGAGGAAAGACUGUCAGAAUCCAAAGAGGCAUUUGAGAAGGUGGUUUCGAGUGAAGCAUUGGACGGUGUUCCCAUCCUGGUGUUGGCCAACAAGCAGGAUGUGGAGACCUGCCUCUCCAUUCCUGACAUCAAGACUGCAUUCAGUGACUGUACCUGCAAGAUUGGCCGGCGAGACUGUCUGACCCAGGCCUGCUCUGCCCUCACAGGCAAAGGAGUUCGAGAGGGGAUCGAAUGGAUGGUGAAGUGUGUCGUGCGGAAUGUUCACCGGCCACCACGGCAGAGGGACAUCACAUAA